AUGGAAGGUCGCCGGAGGAUAACACUUUAUGAUCAAAUGACAGCUGGCAACAGUAACAACAGCAGCAGCAGCCGAGACUCGCUAGCAAGCCUCAUGCUCGACGACGUCGUUUUCAAGAAGACCGAAGCCGAAGCCGAAGCGAGUCGCAAAAUGAGCCGAAGCCGAACUCUCCAAGACAUUAUUCGCGAAGAGAAACCUAACGGCGACGCGAAGGAUCGCAAUUCUUGGAAAGCCUUCAAGGAAAAGCUUCGGCUCAAGCGCGCCAUCGGCUCGGCUUGGUCGUCCUCCGCCACUAAUCACAGUAAUAAUAGCAAUAAUAACGACGACGAUACUGAUGGAAAUUUACCUGAAACUCGCCUCGACUCGGAUUCGGCGACUCAGCAGAACGACAUCGUUGCGGAAGACGUAAACGCAAACGCAAACGAUUCGGCUCCGAUCCCGCAGCUCGGAUCUCCGGCGGACAACGUGGCGACCGGAGGCGACUCCUCCGACGGGGAGAACAACCACGAGGCGGCGGUUGGCGUGUCGUUGAUGGAUUUGUUGGAGGAAGCGGAGCAGGAAAUGGAUUUGUACAGAGUGAGCGAUGACGAUGAGGUGGUGGAAGAAUUUGAAAAGGGAGAAGAAGAGGAAGAAGAAGAAAAAAAGGGUGUGGUGGAGUAUAACUGCUGCGUGUGCAUGGUGCGGCAUAAAGGCGCAGCGUUUAUCCCGUGCGGACACACGUUCUGCAGAAUGUGCUCCAGGGAGAUUUGGGUGAGCAGAGGGAAUUGCCCUCUCUGCAAUAAUUUAAUUCUGGAAAUUCUUGAUAUUUUCUAA
Molecule: messenger RNA, 813 nt
Organism: Sphenostylis stenocarpa
Lineage: Eukaryota; Viridiplantae; Streptophyta; Magnoliopsida; Fabales; Fabaceae
Source: the annotation of a GenBank genome assembly